Molecule: messenger RNA, 540 nt
Organism: Fraxinus pennsylvanica
Lineage: Eukaryota; Viridiplantae; Streptophyta; Magnoliopsida; Lamiales; Oleaceae
Source: the annotation of a GenBank genome assembly
AUGGCUUCCGCAACCCAUUUAUCCUUCUCUCCACUUCUUUCUCUAUCUAAAAACCCAAUUCAAAAAUCCAAAACCACCAGACCUCGAGUUUCAGUGAAAACUCGCUCAGCGGGCAAGGAUUUGGUCGAUGAUUUUGGAGCCAGGGACCCAUUUCCAGCAGAGAUAGAGAGCAAUUUUGGUGAGAAAGUGCUCGGAAAUGUAGACACCGAGCAUAAGAUUUUGAUUCCUACUGCUGCAGCUCUUUCUCUUUCGCAACAGCAGUGUACUCCCAUCUCUCAUCUUCAGCAACCUAUGCCUGAGAAUGAAGCCAAAAAGAUGAUGUUCAAGGUUGUUGCCUGGAGACUUGUACAUGAAGAAGAGGGUAUAAAGUUUCAGGGUCUGUGGAAAUUGAGGGAUUUCAAGUGUGCCGCUGAACUCAUUAACAGGAUAUGCAGGACUGCUUCAAUUGGAGGUCUGAGCAUGAAUGAUUUCAUCGUUGCUGCUAAAAUAGACGAGAUAAAAACUUCAGAUCUUGUCCCCAGAAAGAGAGUUUGGGCAUAA